UUGCAAAGGUAUAUAUUGUAACACGGGGUUGGAACGUGAGGAGAGAGUGCUUCAGCUACAGAAUUGAAGUAGAAAAUUUAGACACAAUUCUCAGUCUAGCAUCUGUUUUCCACGUGAUAACAGAAUGGUCGACAGUGUUUAUCGUACGCGUUCACUCGGGGUGGCUGCAGUCGGUCUUCCAGACCAGUACGCCGAUGGAAAAGCUGCGAAAGUGUGGCAGCUCUAUAUUGGGGAUACGAGAAGGAGAACGGAAGAGUACAGAAGUUGGGUCCUGUCUUUGCUGAAAAAGCAUGGCUGUCAAAAGGUCCUGGAUGUUGCUUGUGGCACGGGAGUGGACUCCAUCAUGCUGGUGGAGGAGGAAUAUAAGGUGGUGAGUGUGGACGCCAGUGACAAAAUGCUGAAAUAUGCCCUGAAAGAGAGGUGGGAGAGAAGAAAGGAGAAAGCUUUUGACCAGUGGGUGAUUGAGGAGGCCAACUGGCUCACUUUGAAGGAGGAUGUGCAGAAGCCAGGCGAUGGGUUCGAUGCCGUCAUCUGCUUGGGCAACUCUUUUGCUCAUUUGCCAGAUUUUAAAGGGGAUCAGAGCGAUCAAAAGCUGGCCCUUCACAACAUCGCCAGUAUGGUGAAGCCGGGGGGCAUCUUGAUCAUUGACCACCGGAACUAUGACUACAUUCUAGAGACUGGCAAGGCACCUCAGGGAAAGAAUAUAUACUAUCAGAGUGACCUGAAGCAGGACAUCGCCACCUCUGUGCUGUGGGUGGACAACAAACCCCACAUGAUCACCCUGGAUUACACUCUGUCGCUCCGGGACGGAGAGGAUGAGGAGACAAGUAAGUUCCGUCUGUCCUACUACCCUCACCGUGUGGAAAGCUUCAAGGAACUACUCAAGGGUGCCUUUGCUGGAAAGUGUGAGCAUACUGUCUACGGUGACUUCAAAGCCUACACACCUAACCAGGCCCAAACACCAUGCUAUUUUGUUCAUGUGCUCAAGAGGACAACCUAGAACCAAUCAAAAAAUCUGUGGGGAAGUGAGCCAUUGAGCCUUCCAGUCUCCUUCCAUCAUGCAGUCUUCUAGACCCACAUCUCCUCCCCACUUGCGUUCUACAGUACCAUGCAAAGGUUUUAGGCAUUUGAGAACAAAAUAGUGUAAUGUGAGGGUGCUUUCAAAACUACCUGAAUUACAUGCGAUAGUGACACAACGACAUGAAUAUUGUUUACUUAUCAAAUUACAACAUACAAUGUGUAGUAAAACAAACAAAAUCAAAUCAAUAUAUAGUGCAACCUUCUUUUGUCUUCAAAACAGCAUCAAAUUGCCUAUAGUUACACUUGUAGGUUUUUUUAAUUUUUUUUAAUUAAGGUACUUGGCAAGUAGGUUGUUUCAAGCAUUUGGGAGAACCUUCCACAGCUCUUCAGUGGAUUUAUACGGUCUUGAUUCUUUCUGUCUCUUCAUGGAUUCCCAAGUUACACUGGUGUCUGUCAGUGCUGAGCUGAUAGCCUUAGGCUUUCAAAACGCAAUGGGGUCUGUUACUGUUACUUUCUUUCUUUAAUGGCAUAUAAAUGUCUCACUGGAAUACUUCACUAUUUUCAAAAAGAGUGUUUGAAAAUGAUCAAAUAUGAUAUUUUCUAUUAACACAUGCUAAUAAGGAUAGAAAAUAAUAACAAGAAAAUAAUCUUGUGAAACAAUUUAAAUGCCUAAAACUGUUGUGCAGUACUGUAGUUGUGAAUCAAAGAUGAUUUUUUUCAAUUAUGGCUCUUCCUAAAACUCCAAAACAAACAAAACCAAAACAGUCUUAAUCAUGGCUUUUGAGUUUACCAGUGUGCCCUGUGAUUUUAUAAGGCUCGUUGUCUUGUUUGUAGAUUUAAGUGCCUCGCUUCAUGUUGAACGUUCAGCUUCUUCCACACAGUUCACAAUAAUUCUCUGUUGUGCCUUUGCUUUUACUGUGUCCUACUGUCUUUAAUGUGAACUACUCCGGAGCGAGUGUGUGUUUUAAAGUGUGUGUUCUUUUACUGUGUCCUACUGUCUUUAAUGGGAACUACUCCGGAGCGAGUGUGUGUUUCAGAGUCUUCUUUCAAAUUUGACCCUGCAUUAUUAAAAGUGUCCCUCUGUCAUUAUUAUUAUUAUUAUUAUUAUAGUAAUAUUGUAGGACUUGAGGCUUGAUUAAGUCUUUUUGUGUAUUUUAGGGAUGCAGAAUGAGUUGCUAAAAUGGCAUCUGAGUAUAAUUACACUCAAGUUUGGAACAUUUCAUAAUGAAGGGUCGCUGUAAUGAACUAGCUGACCUGGUACCUCUCUCUUGGCAUUUUGUUUUUUUAGAUUGAUGGCUAAAACAAAUUGCCAAAGUUUCAUAUUCAUUGAAUGUAAUUAGGUUGCUGCCCAGCUCGAUCUCUGAGUCUAUGUUGAACCAACAGUCGGAUCCAGUAUGUCAUUUUGACAUCAUUUGUGGUUGUAUAGGUGCAAUAUACUACUUAGUUACACUUUUCAGUCUGUGUUAGGUCAAAUCAUUAUUUCACCAAAUUGUGUAUAUUGUAUAAAAUGAAGUAUUUGCCGUACUCCAGAGUUGAUCUGUUUUCAGAAAUGGUUUUCCAUUCCACUGUAUAACGGUACAAAAGAUCUGAAGAUUAAGCAAAAGCAUCCAUUACACUAACAAUUCAGGUACUAUACCUCUUACUGUCUUACUGUGAGACCAGUUGUGGUUUUGGGCACAAUUCACAUCACAUUUCCCAUUACUUUUAUAGUUUAGCUUUUUAUGGACAUGCUAAGCCAAUACAUACAAAAGUUGAAGCAUGCUAACAACAAAAGACAGGUCAGAAAUGUAAAACCUAUUUCAACAGAGGGCUAUAAGGAGUUAUGAGCCUGAUGGAACCCUCGGUGGAUCGAGCGCACACACACACACACAAUGUGUCUGAAUUUAAUUGUAUUUGUUUGAAAACUUAAAACAGAGCUAAUUGGGAAGAAAUUGCAGCUUUGAGAGUAGUAGUUAUAUGUCGUUUUCUUGUUAGUGUUUUUUAGUAGAAUCUUGUAUGCUUCUAUGAAUUUCAAAUGUCUUGUUUCAGAGCCUUAUAGAAGACAACAUAAUGCUGACUUUGAUGAAUCAUGUCAUUUGAAUACAGAAUGGUGUAAGCCGUUUGAGUGUUUGUCGUCUCUGCAAUGCAGCCAUUAUUAAAAUUGACAGUUUUAUUUCAAA
This is a messenger RNA of Clupea harengus (Atlantic herring), 3179 nucleotides long. RefSeq names its product glycine N-methyltransferase (gene gnmt). The record is from RefSeq and is a predicted model, not a curated record. Lineage: Eukaryota; Metazoa; Chordata; Actinopteri; Clupeiformes; Clupeidae. Gene Ontology annotation, molecular function: identical protein binding; glycine binding; S-adenosyl-L-methionine binding. Gene Ontology annotation, biological process: one-carbon metabolic process; protein homotetramerization; regulation of gluconeogenesis. Gene Ontology annotation, cellular component: cytosol.